This is a messenger RNA of Clonostachys rhizophaga, 1161 nucleotides long. The record is from the annotation of a GenBank genome assembly. NCBI's taxonomy places the organism in Eukaryota, Fungi, Ascomycota, Sordariomycetes, Hypocreales, Bionectriaceae.
AUGUCUCAUCUUUCUGAACCAGGUUCUUUGGGCAACUUGACUGUUGAAGAGGAACGCAAGCUUCAAGAGGCAUGGGUGCACUUACUCCGACUGUGCGGGACUCGGAGCAUCAGUCAUGGAGCGCCAGACAAAAGUCAAGAGUUUCUUCAAAACCUUGACAGCAAGUCUCCUGAGAACUUCAAGCAAGGCUUAUGGGACACAAUUCUUGCAGACCAUCCUGAUGCAACCGUUCUUCGCUUUCUUCGAGCCCGCAACUGGGAUGUCGCCGAAGCCGUUAGGAUGCUUGCAUCUGCAGUCAACUGGCGCAUCGAACGACGAAUCAACACCAACCUUAACAGAGAAGGAGAAAGUGUCGGGCUGAAGAAGACGCCGACCGCGGAUGAAGAAGCAUUCAUCAGGCAGUACCGUUCUGGAAAGAGCUAUGUCAGAGGGACUGACAAAGAUGACCGUCCUGUCUACAUCAUCAAGGUUCGCCUUCAUGAUCCUAGCAAGCAGUCAGCUGCCGCCAUGGAGACAUACGUCCUGCACAAUAUUGAGAUGCUCAGGGUCAUGUCGAGAGAGGCUCACGAUAAGGUGUGUCUUAUUUUUGAUCUGACUGGCUUUGGCUUGCGAAACAUGGACUUCCAUGUUGUCAAGUUUCUCAUUCAGACCCUGGAGGCUCGAUAUCCAGAAACUCUUGGGGUAGUCCUUGUUCACAACGCCCCAUUCGUGUUUUGGGGUAUUUGGAAUGUCAUCAAACAUUGGCUUCCCCCCAUAAUUGCCUCAAAGAUUCAUUUCACAAGUGGCAACAAAAGCUUAGCCAACUUCAUCUCUAUGGCCAACCUGCAGACAUGCUACGGCGGUGACGACGCUUGGGAGUACAAGUUCGUUGAUCCAGUGCCAGGUGAGAAUGAAAGGAUGCAGUCAGAGGAGGAGAAAUUCAAAACUCAAACAGAACGAGACCAACUGGUGAACCAGUUCCAUCGAUUGACGGCGGAGUGGGUGUCUCUGGAACCAGAGUCCGACCUGGGCAAGGCAAAGAGUGCCGAGAGAGACGGGUCAGUGAAGCAGCUUAAGUUGAACUUCUGGAAGCUGGAUCAGUACAUUAGGGCGACAACAUACUACCAUCGCGUCGGUGUGAUCAACAGACACGGUGAGGUUGAUUUCAAAGCUGCAACUUAA